Musa acuminata subsp. malaccensis (wild Malaysian banana) is the source of this 821-nucleotide messenger RNA. Its product is annotated as histone H1-like. The record is from RefSeq and is a predicted model, not a curated record. Gene Ontology annotation, molecular function: double-stranded DNA binding; nucleosomal DNA binding; structural constituent of chromatin. Lineage: Eukaryota; Viridiplantae; Streptophyta; Magnoliopsida; Zingiberales; Musaceae. Gene Ontology annotation, cellular component: nucleosome; nucleus. Gene Ontology annotation, biological process: chromosome condensation; nucleosome assembly; negative regulation of DNA recombination.
GCCGCUUCUCAUCUCGUUGCAGACCCUUUCUCCGCUCUAUUUUCACCUCGUCGAGUUCGCGAAACCCUAGCGAUGGCGUCCGAGAAGCCGGUCGUCGACUCCGCUCAGGCGGGUGCCAAACCAGCGAAGACGAAGAAGGCGAAAAUCACCACAGCGCCUAAAGCCAAGAAGCCUGCCGCGCACCCUCCCUAUGCUGAGAUGAUCAAGGAAGCCAUUUCGGUCCUCAAGGAGAGGAGCGGAUCGAGCCUGCACGCAAUCGGGAAGUUCAUCGAGGACAAGCACAAGGCACACCUCCCGUCCAACUUCCGCAAGAUGGUCCUCCUCCAACUCAAGAGGCUCGCCGCUGCCGGGAAGCUCACCAAGGUGAAGGGGUCCUACAAGCUCUCAACCGUGUCCGCUCCGGUGAAGACCAGGUCCGCGGCCGCCCCAAAGAAGCCGGUCAUCGCUCCGGCCAAGCCCAAGUCUAAAUCGAAGCCUGCCGUCGUCGCCAAGCCCAAGGCGAAGACGGCCGCUGUGAAGCCUAAGGUGGCGGCGAAGCGCAAGUCCCCCGCGAAGCCGAAUCUCAAGUCGGCGACACGGCCCGCAAAGGCCGCUGCGAAGCAUGCCCCCGGGAGGGUGGCGGCGGCUUCAACGAAGUCCGGCAACGCGAAGGCGCCGAAGGCCGUGAACUCGGCGGUCAAGAAACCGACCGCCAAGAAGGCGAAGAAGUAGAUAUCAAUCUGUAUAUAUUCUCAUAAUUUUAUGAGGUUUCUUCAAAUCAAAUUAUCCUGCAAUGAUUGGGUGGAUAAUAGAGGGUGAAGUGGUGGAUGUCACUUUGACAA